UGUCUGUCCCUGCAGGACCUCCUGUCCAAGCUGGGCCGGCCCUUCAGGGAGUACGAGCUCUGGGCUCUGUGCCUCGCCUGCCUCAGUGCGCUGCAGAAGCAUACAGAGCACCCAGCCUGCCUGUGCCUGGACAACGUGCUGGUGGCCGAGGAUGGAACUGUGCUCUUUGGGCCUCCCCCUGCCAACGGCGCCUACAACUCAUUCUUUCUGGCUCCCGAGGUGGCAGAGGAAAAGCUCGUGACAGAAAAGGUAAGUGGCCCUGUCUUUUCCUUCGGUCUCUAUGUCCCAACCUCACUGGUGUCCACAUCCUCUUCUGUCCAUUGGGCCCCAGGAGUGAUGGGUCCCAAAAUACAGCCCCCACGUCGAGUCUAGGUUUUGCCAGGCAGGUGGGCAUGGACAGCUCCUCUUCCAAGGGCGGCAGGUGUGGGUGGCAGCCCCCAAAUAAGGGCUGAAGAAAGCCUGGCAGUAUAUGGUAAUGAGCACAGAAGGAAAUGUAGUAGUAAACAGAUCCUUAUUAUUUUUAU
Messenger RNA from Chinchilla lanigera (long-tailed chinchilla), 524 nucleotides. RefSeq names its product protein very KIND-like. The annotation marks the transcript as partial. The record is from RefSeq and is a predicted model, not a curated record. Gene Ontology annotation, biological process: small GTPase-mediated signal transduction. NCBI's taxonomy places the organism in Eukaryota, Metazoa, Chordata, Mammalia, Rodentia, Chinchillidae. Gene Ontology annotation, molecular function: guanyl-nucleotide exchange factor activity. The transcript has 3 exons.